Messenger RNA from Brienomyrus brachyistius, 2232 nucleotides. It is a transcript of the gene desi2, whose product is annotated as desumoylating isopeptidase 2. Lineage: Eukaryota; Metazoa; Chordata; Actinopteri; Osteoglossiformes; Mormyridae. The transcript is spliced from 5 exons. Gene Ontology annotation, molecular function: deubiquitinase activity. The coding region runs from base 945 to 1529 and encodes 194 amino acids. Gene Ontology annotation, biological process: protein deubiquitination. The record is from RefSeq and is a predicted model, not a curated record.
ACAUGUUGAUACAACUCCCGAUCAAAACAGGCCUACCUUUGCCAAUUUAAUAUGAAAUAUGAUUAUUUUUUACCAUAAGGGUUAUUAUUUUAUGGAGUAUUUCAAUUAUACGUUAAAUGAAUGAUUUAUAAAUUCGGAAGCUCCACAAGUUAAUUUACUUUAUGCUCCGCCAAUGGCAUAUUCUUUUUAAUGUGAUCGUUUUGAAAUAAUUAAGGUAAUACCGAAGACUGAAAGACCUGUAAGACUGAAAUAAAAUAUUAGGGAAUUUCGUGUAUGGUGGGUGUACCAGAAUAUAAGCUGGGCGUCAUUUUUCCAUUUCCGAUUUUUCCAAAAUGAAAUAUAAGCGGAACCGGAAACGCCGCAUCCGAGUUAAAACAACUGGGCUUUACUGUAUCGCCAAGCGGGCUACGAGGCAGCCGGGCAGGCAGCCGCGCUGAAGCGGACUGAGCGGCGCAGAACCGAUACUCCGAAUUGUGAAUUUAACGCUCCCCCACCCUGUCGCGAAACCGGACACACCGCUGUUUUAAUUUUUGUUUGUUUAACUCGCGCCGGUGAAGUUUUGAUGUACUGGUAGAGGUUGUGUCGCCUGUCGAUAGCCGCCGUGCCUGGAGCGCCGUCCUCGCGGACACGUUAGCCGGGAGGCUAGCUAGCGAGUUGCUCCGCGAAACGCUGACAGCGCUCCGGGAGACUUCUCCCGUUCUGUGGCGCUCUCUUCUUUUUUAAAAUUAAGAAAAGAAAAUUGGACGUCGCUCUUGCUUAACACGAGUCGGAUGAAAUUUGAAUUUCGAGGAGGUCUGUUUGGGUUUAGAUGAAGGACGGAGGGACUAGAAGCUGAAGCCGACUCAAGUGCUGAGACGGAAAAGGGGGGGGAGCUGGGCGUUUUUUUUUUCCCUUUGGUUUUUUCCCUCCCCUGAAGACAUCAUCUGGAGACGGACAAAUUCCCGAUGGCAAACGAGCCGAUCAUACUGAACGUUUAUGACAUGUACUGGAUCAACGAAUUCACCUCCUCUCUGGGAAUUGGGGUCUUUCACUCAGGGAUAGAGAUCUACGGAAGAGAGUUUGCCUAUGGAGGACACCCCUACCCCUUCUCAGGGAUAUUUGAGAUCACGCCUGGAGAUGCCACCGAGCUGGGGGAGACCUUCAAAUUCAAAGAGGCCAUUGUCCUGGGCAGCACGGACUUCACGGAGGAGGACGUGGAGCGCAUUGUGGAGGAGCUAGGCAAGGAGUACAAGGGAAAUGCCUACCACCUCAUGCACAAGAACUGCAACCACUUUUCCUCAGCCCUGUCAGAGAUCCUGUGUGGCCGGGAGAUCCCACGCUGGGUGAAUCGACUUGCCUACUUCAGCUCAUGCGUACCCUUCCUACAGAGCUGCCUGCCCAAGGAGUGGCUCACGCCCGCCGCCCUGCAGUCCAGCGUCAGCCAGGAGCUCCAGGGCGAGCUGGAGGAGGCAGAGGAUGCCACAGCGGCCCUGCCUUCCUGCUCUGCCUCACCACUGCCCAGGCCCAGUCGGCAGCAGCCCCGUCGAUAGAUCCCGCCCCUGCACAGGGACUGGUCUGCCUCGCCUGCCAAUUAACCUGGCCCCGGACUGCUGACUGGCCCACUGUCGGCUGCAUUGACGAGCCCUGCCCUCUAUAGCGGCUGAAUGUACAGUCAGCUCAGAGACCUAGGCCUCAAGGUUGCGGGCUCAGGGAAACUGUUAAUUUUAUGUAACUUUUUAGCACUGUAAGCUGGAGCCGGUGGAUUUUUUUUAUUUAUUAUUAAUAUGUCCAUUUGUUGUUUUUAUUGUUCUCUGGCCUUUUCGUUUAUAUACUCAGGAUUCUCAAAAGUCUUUUACAGUGUUUUGUUUUCUUACUAUUUCUGUUUUUAUGCUUUUUGUUUUUUUGUUGUUUUUCUAAUGCAGCAGUAGUCACUCUAGCUUUUUCAGAAUGCACAUGGUGCAUUUUAAACUUUUUAAACGGAAGUGUGUUUGCGCAAAAACAAAACAGUCAGGGCCAAACACUACCUGGAGUGUUCGUUUGACACACUGCUGACGUCCCCACUUUGGUGGCUGUGCCUGAAGAUCCAUACUGCUGUCCUCCCUCCCCUCCUCCUCCCCAAAGCUGCAGCACCAUCCCCCAUCGCCUGCUUCCAACAGCAGGCUCCAGGUGUUGGACACUGGUAGGUUUUUAGUCUUCUGUGUAGCAGAAACCUUUGUAUCCGGUUUUGAACUGAUUAAACAGAACUCUACACCA